AUGCAGCUUACCACCGUUGAGAAAGUGAAAGCGUACGAACCAGAAAAUGGAAACCACCAGGAUGAUCAAAGAACUUGUCAGCCACUGCCAUCGAAGCAUCUUUUGGUCGCAGCCAUCGACUUCGGGACUACUUAUUCAAGUUGGGCGUUCUCGUUUAGGUAUGACUAUGAUAGCGACCCAACGAAAGUCUCCGCAAAACAGUGGCAAGGACACGAGUCUUCAAAAGGCCCUACUUGUGUCCUGAUCAAGCCUGACGGAAAAACGUUACAUUCUUUUGCGUUUGAUGCCGAAGCAAAAUACGCAGAACUUAUUGAAGAAAACGAACAUAAAGACUGGUAUUUCUUUAAAAGGUUUAAAAUGAUGUUAUGGAAACAGAAACUCAAUAGAAAUUCGAUGUUAGAAGCUGAAAAUGGUCAAAAGUUAUUGGCAAGAACCGUAUUUGCUUUGUCAAUAAAAUAUCUGAAGGAAGACCUAUUGGCUGUUUCUAAUGAUCGAAUAGCGGGCGCCGUUUUGCCGACAGAAAUACACUGGGUUUUGACAGUUCCUGCCAUUUGGAAUAAUUCAGCAAAACAGUUCAUGCGGGAAGCUGCAGAAGAGGCGGGGAUAGAAUCGCACAUGCUGACGAUUGCACUUGAGCCGGAAGCUGCCUCUCUUUUUUGUCGUCAUCUUUCUGUCGAAAAGAGUGGGGAUCAAUUGUCCUUGGCAUCUCUGCAAGCCGGAAAACAAUAUCUUGUACUCGAUGCUGGAGGAGGAACCAUCGACAUAACAGUGCACGAAGUUACGGCAUCUGGUGGCGUCAAAGAGCUGUACAAGGCGAGUGGUGGAGCUUGGGGUGGGACAAAAGUCGAUGAUUCCUUUGAAGAAUUCAUAGCUUGUUUGACAGAUAAAAGUGUAGUCCAAAAGUUCAAAAAAGACCACAUGGAUGAUUAUAUAGAACUUCUCGGACGGUUUGAGGUAAAGAAGAGGGACGUUGAUCCCGACAAGGAUACAAAAGUCGUCAUGAUAAUUCCACUUGCUUUUUUUACAACUGUUAAAAACAGACUACACAAAGACUUUAAAAAAGCGGUCAAAAAGUCAUCUUAUUCAAAUUCGGUGUCCUUGUCUGGGGAUAAACUAAAUAUCGAUCCAACUGUUGCUCGAAGCUUUUUUAAAGAAUCCAUCGAUAGUACUAUAGAACAUUUGAAAGAUGCUUUGCAAAAACGAGAAAACAAAGGCGUGAAAGCCAUUUUGAUGGUUGGCGGGUUUUCCGAGUCGAAAAUGCUCAAAAAGGCUGUCCAACAAACAUUCCCUGGAUUAAAGAUGAUUAUCCCUGAUGAAGCUGGUCUGGCAGUUCUUAAGGGAGCCGUGAUGUUUGGACAUGAGCCCAGUAAAAUUGUCGAGAGAAUAAGCAAAUAUACGUAUGGUGUUUGUGUUGAUAGUUUAUUUCAAGAGAAAGUUCAUCCUGAGUCAGCAAAGAUCACUGACACUGACGGUAAAUAUAGAUGUCAAAAUUUCUUUCAUAAGCAUGUAAUAGCGGGACAGUCGCUGAAGGACGGAGAGGCCCAAACCGUUGGAAUAUACUCCAUACCUCAAAACCAGGAAGCGGUGAUUACGGUAUUUGUAACUGAAAGUAAAACUCCAGUUCUUGUUACUGAUCCAGGAUGCAGUCUGGUUGGUCAAUGCAGCAUUCCAAUGUCCAGUGCCGAAGCUGACCGCGAGGUUGUAGUACGAAUGAUAUUUGGUGGCACGGAAAUAGACGUCGAAUGCACCAAGAAAUCGACUGGCAAAGUUUCGCAUUUUAAUAUUGACUUUUUAUCGUGUAUGUGA
Messenger RNA from Mya arenaria, 1806 nucleotides. Its product is annotated as heat shock 70 kDa protein 12A-like. The coding region runs from base 1 to 1806 and encodes 601 amino acids. The transcript has 9 exons. Gene Ontology annotation, molecular function: ATP-dependent protein folding chaperone; ATP binding. Lineage: Eukaryota; Metazoa; Mollusca; Bivalvia; Myida; Myidae. The record is from RefSeq and is a predicted model, not a curated record.